CACAUGCGCCAUGACGUCAGAGGUCAGCUGACUGGUUUGUUUUGCUGUGUAAGACGGACUGCAACAGGACGCAGCAACGACGACACGCAAAUGAAAUAUACCAUUCGCUUUAUUUAUAGCACAACAGAUUCAAAUCUAUUCAGAGACAGAAAAGGAAAAAAUUAGGCAAGUUUGCCUAAAGAAAACGGCGUUUUAUCUCAUUUCAAACAUGCCUUCGGAAAAGACAUUUAAACAAAGGAGGACAUUUGAGCAGCGGGUGGAGGAUGUACGGCUGAUCCGGGAACAGCAUCCAAGCAAGAUCCCAGUCAUUAUUGAGAGAUACAAGGGAGAAAAGCAGCUGCCGAUUCUUGAUAAAACUAAGUUUUUAGUUCCCGACCAUGUAAACAUGAGCGAACUUUUAAAGAUCAUCAGGAGACGCCUCCAGCUCAACUCCAAUCAGGCUUUCUUCCUACUUGUCAACGGUCACAGCAUGGUAUCUGUGUCCACCGCUAUUUCUGAGGUUUACGAACGCGAGAGAGACGAGGACGGCUUCCUGUACAUGGUCUACGCUUCCCAGGAGACAUUUGGAACUGUGUGUACUCAGUAAAAAUGGCAAAACGAUUGGCUUUCACUCUAGGACAAUGAUACAACCUAUCCUGAACUCUUGUGACCUCUCCCUGCAAAUAUCCAUAUCCCAUUUCCCCUCCCCAUCCAAAAAAAGUACCAACUGAACUUUUAGUCAUUUGGCUCACCAAUCCCAGCCAUUAUCCAAAGCUAAAUCCUAACUUCCCACAUCUCAGCUUUUUAACCUCAGCUCCCUCUAAAUAAUUUGAGUCGUUUAAAAGGAGUCGAUUGUGUUUAGGUUAUUGGACCGUUUAUGGUUAGUUGGACUAAUGAUCCGGAUUUACUCAACAUAAAGCUUGAAUGAAAGACUUUUUGGUGUAGAGAUGGAAUCAUCUCAAUUUCUUAGCGGUUGAAUUUCCGAAAUGGCAUUUAGUGUAACGUUAGGCGGCCAAAUAGAGGUUAUCUGUCAGUUUCACUCUGGUUGCCUUUAACCCCUCCCGCUGUUUGUCGAAUCUCUGUAUUUGUUGAGUUCGACAGCCUUUUCUUACCUGUAGGUGUCAAACUGUGUCUUCCGCUAUUCCAUUUUCCUGUUAGAAGCGAUUCAGUCUUUUCACUUCCCCCUAGAGCUUAUUGCACAUUGGGUCAUGAGCGUUGAGGUUCUUGGAUUUCACAACUCGGUGGGUAAGUCAAGGUUCGAAAUGAGGUCCUACUUGCCUUGUUAACAUUUGAGGUAUGAUCCAGUGGGACAUACCUGAGGAAAUAAAUAGUUAGCAAUUUAUAAUUCUAGAAAUUCUGCUUUGAUUGUAGUGUGAAGCUUUAAAAGGAAGGAAAAUGUAAUUAUAUUCAAUGGUACAUUGAGGGAAUGAAUGUGGCUUUAGCGAUUGUGGCCCAAGGUAGACAGGGAUGCUCAAUCACAGACAUGAGCGCUGCCCGAACAUCCUUGCUCUUUUAGGUGCACGCUUUUAGACUUUUCAGUUUCAUUAGAGAAUUAUUUACGCCUUUAUAAAUGCAUUGUUGUACUCCUUCCAUCUGUAUGUCUUACAGUAUACUGUACAGAUAAGCUUAGAUGCCUUUUCUCCUGAGCAUUUAAUUGCCGUUUGUCUUGCUCUUAUUUAAAGAGAUGUUAUUUUUUCCUUUUUUUGUUCUUGUAAAAAACAAUUCAUAUUUGCUACUAUUGUGCAAUUUACAAAAGUUUGUAUUAAUGAGUUUAACUUGAAAGGAUUAUCAACCCAUCAUCGAACUAAGCUCAUUUAUGUAUUUCUCCUGCUCAGAUUUACAGCAAUAUAACACUUGUAUUUCUGUUGAUAUUUUAAAAAUAAAAGAAAAAUAUACA
This is a messenger RNA of Carassius carassius (crucian carp), 1876 nucleotides long. RefSeq names its product microtubule-associated proteins 1A/1B light chain 3B-like. The record is from RefSeq and is a predicted model, not a curated record. Gene Ontology annotation, molecular function: ubiquitin protein ligase binding. NCBI's taxonomy places the organism in Eukaryota, Metazoa, Chordata, Actinopteri, Cypriniformes, Cyprinidae. Bases 209 to 586 code for a protein of 125 amino acids. Gene Ontology annotation, cellular component: cytosol; autophagosome; autophagosome membrane. Gene Ontology annotation, biological process: cellular response to nitrogen starvation; autophagy of mitochondrion; macroautophagy. The transcript has 4 exons.